This is a messenger RNA of Heterostelium album PN500, 567 nucleotides long. RefSeq lists its product as uncharacterized. The transcript has a single exon. Bases 1 to 567 code for a protein of 188 amino acids. The record is from RefSeq and is a predicted model, not a curated record. Lineage: Eukaryota; Evosea; Eumycetozoa; Acytosteliales; Acytosteliaceae.
AUGAAUAAACUAACUCAAGCUUUAUUAUGCUCACUCCUCUUUGUUGCUAUUGUCAGUGCUACAGAUUGUGGCUACUAUUGCACCAGCUGUUGUGAUGUCUUGACCAACAGACUCAUCGAUCUCGAAAACAGAGUCACCGUCCUUGAAAACUCAAAGGUUAAGACCAUCUCUAUUGCUUCCCCUAUUCAAAAUAAUAUCAUCUCCUCUACAACAUGGACUCUCCUUCCAGGUACCACCACCAAUGUUGAAAUCACUCGUCCAAGUAAUUUGAUAGCUAAUAUCCACACUGUCUCUCAUUCCGAUAAUUUGGGAACUGGUGCCCAAGCCGUCGAUAUUACUGGAUUCCUUAAUGGUUACUUAAUGAGCCUUGGUAAUCCAGGAACAGUGGCACCAACUGGACUAGGAAUUGAUCACACCCUCCAAUGGUCCACCACUCCAGCACUCAACCAACAAUACUUGAGCCCAGGUAACUACACCUUUGACAUCAGAUCAAGAUUGAGAGGCUCAACCGCCAACCCAGGAGAAGUUAACAACCCAGGUGCUGUCCUCUUUAUCGUUCCUUUGUAA